AUGAAGUACAAUCACAAAGAAGAACAGAAGAAAUGUUUGCAUAGGGAUCAGAGUUCCAUCCUGAAAGCAAACGUUUCUGUUUUCUUUUGGUCAUUCGAUACAAGCAUCCACUCUAAUUUUAUUCUCCAUCAUCUAUCUAUCUCUAUCUAUCUUCUAUCUAUCUUAUCUAUCUAUCUAUCUAUCUAUCUAUCUAUCUAUCUAUGUCUAAUUCUUUCUUUCUUUCUAUCUAUCUGUUCACAUCUAUCUAUUUCAUUUAUCUAUCUAUCUAUCUAUCUAUGUCUAAUUUUUUUUUCUUUCUUUCUUUCUUUCUUUCUUUCUUUCUUUCUUUCUGUUCACAUCUAUCUAUUUCACGCUUCAUUAAUUUUCUUUCUUUUCAUUUUUUCUUUCUUUCAUUUUCUUUCUUUUAUCAUUUUUCGUUUUUCUUCGUUCUUUCUUUCUUUUCUUUCUUUUUCUUUUUUCUUUCCUUCUUUUUUCAAUUUUCUUUCCUUUUCUUCUUUCUUUUUUUUCAAAUUUGUUUGUUUGCUUGUUUCUUUCUUUCUUUCUUUUACACAUUCAAUUGAAUUAAAUAUGUUCUUUUUCUUUUCAUUUUCUCUUUUUUCCUUUUUUCUCUCAUUCAUUCAUUUUUCUUUCUUUCUUUUUCAAUUUUCUUUCUCUUUCUUCCUUCUUUCUUUCGUUCAUUCAUUUUUCUUUCUUUCUUUCUUUUCAUUUUUCUUUCUUUUUUCUUUCGUACUUUCUUUUUUCUUUCCUUCUUUUUGUUUCACUUUCAAUUGA
Molecule: messenger RNA, 771 nt
Organism: Acanthosepion pharaonis
Lineage: Eukaryota; Metazoa; Mollusca; Cephalopoda; Sepiida; Sepiidae
Source: the annotation of a GenBank genome assembly